Echinostoma caproni is the source of this 891-nucleotide messenger RNA. The record is from the annotation of a GenBank genome assembly. Lineage: Eukaryota; Metazoa; Platyhelminthes; Trematoda; Plagiorchiida; Echinostomatidae.
GUACCCAGUCAGGUUUCUCAGGUCACAUUCGCCCACGAACUGGGGCACAAUUUCGGUGCGCACCAUGACAACGAACACCAGAGCGAACCGUAUGGUUGUCUCCCAUCGCCAGGUGACCCUCGGGGCAACUAUAUCAUGUUCUCCAGUGCAACCAAUGGAGACAAGGAGAAUAAUCACAAAUUCUCUCGAUGCUCCUCCGAUUCCAUUGCUCGUUUCAUUAACCAUCUGUCGAAUGACGGCAACGAUUGUUUUGUAGAUUCCGACGGACCAUUUUGUGGAAACAAAUUGGUGGAAACCGGUGAGGAAUGUGAUUGUGGUAUUUCGGCCAAAAGAUGCAGAGAUCAAUGUUGCAAUUCUCGAGAAUCAGCUUCCCCAUGCAAACUGGUGGAUCACAUAUUGGUGAAUGGUUUACCGAAAAAAGCUCAAUGCUCAAUGACUGCUGGUGAAUGCUGUGAUCAUCAGUGCCAAUUUCACUCCAAAACGCGCAUGUGCCGAGAAGCGACCGAAUGCCAACAGGCGUCUUAUUGCAGUGGUCAGUCUGCUAAAUGCCCGGACUCGAAAAUGCUUCCAGAUGGAAGGAUCUGUCAGGACCCGCAACUGCAAAAGCAAUACCCAGAGUUAAGUCAACGAAUCUUAAGGAGAGGUGUUGCCAUGCGCAUGUCUCCUGGAACUCCAUGUGACAACUAUCGAGGCUACUGUGAUGCGUUUCACCGUUGCGUGUCCGUUAACGUGCAAGGUCCGUUAGCUCGUCUACGCGAUGCGCUAUUCAGUCAGGAAAUGUUGGAGAAAGUAAAAUCAUGGGUUACGGUAAGGGACCAUAAUUCUUCCAUUUGUCUGUCCUUCCCUCCCCACACUCAUUCUGGUAUCAUUCCUAUUUCCCACAUUGCCUGA